This is a messenger RNA of Procambarus clarkii (red swamp crayfish), 2117 nucleotides long. The record is from RefSeq and is a predicted model, not a curated record. NCBI's taxonomy places the organism in Eukaryota, Metazoa, Arthropoda, Malacostraca, Decapoda, Cambaridae.
CACCUGGCGCGUCCCGCCCACCUCACCCACCUCAGCGCCGUGGCGCAGAAACAGCCCCAGGCCUCUACGGACGCGCGGACUACACCCACAAACAAAGACCACGUACGAGCUCUGCGGGCGUCCGAUCUCGCUGCCGUGGGAGUACUGGCUCUCGAACAGGAAAUGUAUGGGCGAGCUGCUGAAUGGUUUGCAGCCGCCCGCGAGGUCGCCCGCGAAGUCGCCCGCGACGCCAGCGACGAUAGUCACGCGUCAGGUGAAGAGCAGAUAGUGAAUAGUGAGAGACAGAUUCAACAGCUGAGUGUACUCUUGGACCUCGCUAUCAGUGUUCACGACCAUCAGCUGACGAAGGGAAACCAAGAAAGGAUGGGAAACUAUCCUCUGCCUCUCUACCAGACGCCGGCGGAGGUGCAGAAGGCCAGGUGGGAGGAGGAGGACGACGACGACGACGCGGUGCUGCAGCUGGAGGAGUCCGACAGUCUUCCCGCCACGACCACCGACCGCCGAGCCUCCGCCCGUCUCUGUCUUGGUCACACACUCAUGAGUGAGAGGGAGAGGAGCCGUCUGCGGUGUCGUGUGGAUGCUCGUGGCAGCUGGUGGCUGACGCUGAUGCCCGCUAAGGUGGAGGAGCACAGCCUCCAGCCUCUCAUCCUCUCCUUCCAUCACGUCUUAUCUCAGCGCCAGCUGGUCAUCCUCCGCCACCUGGCUAGACCGCUGCUGCAGGCGGCGAAGGUGCAGGGCUUCGAGGAGGACUUGACCUUCGCCUAUAGAUCAUCGUACCUCGCGUGGCUGCAUGGUGACGUCCACCCAGUCGUCCGCGCUGCCAACCGCAUGAUUGCUGCCUUAACUGUAAUAAUGUUGGUUACCGUGAGACAGUGGGAGGCAGAUGAGCCGGAUCAGAAGCUGAUGAAACAGUUCCCAAAUGGAGACCGCAUCGCUACCUUCAUGUUCUACAUGAAUGAGGUAGAAGAGGGCGGGAGGACGGUGUUCCCUCGUGUGGGCGUGGGCGUGGAGCCCGAGGCCGGCAGUGCAGUGUUCUGGUAUAACUUGUCGCCGACGGGGAAGGGCGACCACCGCACGCUGCACUCCGCCUGCCCCGUCCUCCGUGGCACCAAGUGGGUGAGCAACAAAUGGAUUAAAUACUAUCCACAGCUGCACCACAAGCCAUGUUUACCUCUGGUAAAGUAAAACGUAUCUUGUAUAAAGAAGACGGAGUCAAAGUUUACCCCUUGACAUUUUUAAUCAUUUUUAUAGUGGAAAUACAGUACUUAGUUUUGCAUUGGUUUGUUUAAAUACCAAUCUUUGGCAAAAUUGCUCACAGUAAUCACUGGGAUUUUUUUCUCGGACCAGGAUUAAAGAAAGUGAAAUAGGCAAGACUUGAGAUAUUAGCAAGAAUGAACAACAUAAAACAAGGAAGUCAACAAAAGUGUUUCGGAGUUGAUUGAUUGAUGAAUAAGCCACCCAAAAGGUGGCACGGGCAUGAAUAGCCCGUAAGUGGUGGUCCUUUGGAGCCAUUACCAGUAUCAAGAGCUGAUACUGGAGAUCUGUGGAGGUGCGACUGCACCCUGCGUGACGGGAGAUGUCUCCCGUGGUUGUUAGUCAGUAUGGAGGGAGUUCAUUUAAAAAUGGGUUAGACAUAAGACUUGCUACAUAGUGAACAAUUUAACAUGUAAACAAAACGUGAAUAUGUACUAACAUCAUUAAAUUUUUGUAAUUUAAAAUUUAAUGUUAUUUAUACAUGUUAGGAUUCAGGCCUCUUAAGAGAAACUAUUUUACAGUUUGGUCAAUGACAAAUUUCCCUUAGAAUACAUUAAUAACUUAACACCCAGUUUCCUAGUUAUUGCUGCACUCGUGUCCAUAGAGGCAAGCAAGAGAAAUUGUGUCAGAUCAAUCCCCCCCAUCUCUUUGAAAUAUGAAAUAGCCAAAGUAUUAUAUUUUUGUUGUGACUGCUAAUUUCACAAUGUCUGCAAGUGCUUAGUUUUAAAAUCAUUUGCCUUAUAAAAUUGUUCACUCAAUGUAUUUAAAUUUUCAAAAUGUUAGUUUUAAUUAUUUUGGAAAGGGUGCCGUCCCCAAAGAGCUUUCCCUUCCAAAAACAUGAAUCAAAAUAUAUCUUCAGACUA